This is a messenger RNA of Photinus pyralis (common eastern firefly), 1809 nucleotides long. RefSeq lists its product as uncharacterized. NCBI's taxonomy places the organism in Eukaryota, Metazoa, Arthropoda, Insecta, Coleoptera, Lampyridae. The record is from RefSeq and is a predicted model, not a curated record. The transcript is spliced from 3 exons. Bases 1 to 1809 code for a protein of 602 amino acids.
AUGAGUCCCGAAAAUUAUGAAAAAUUUGAUUCUGAGGGAAUGUUUACUGUGAGAAGAACCAAUAACUUCUGGUCCGGUACUUGGACCGAUAUGGUCAUCGAGCAGAAUUUAAUGAGGUCAAUCAAAACCACUGGAGGCUUAACCCAUGGACGUGGGUUCACUAAUUCUUCUUUGGCCAGAUGGAUAGCAGAUUGGCUAGAGGAAUACAACCCUUUUAAAUGCAAGGAGUUCACAUCACUGUUCUCUGGACGUAUAGCUAAACACGAUAUAAACUGCGAUUUGGCGGAUGAAAUUGGAAGAAAAUUACUCACCAACAAUGUAGGCAAAUUAUUCACAGAUAUUAAGUGCAAGCGAACAGAUCGGAUUAAGAACUUUUCACAAAUGAGUAGUAGCAUUAAAAUUAAUAGCAACUACGUGAACGUGUCUCCUAUGCAAUUAUUUAAUAGAAUUAUUUGCUCAAACAAAACUCCAGAAGAAAUAAAAGACUGUUUUAGGUUCGAAUUAUCUCCAUAUCCGCUAUCACUGUUUAAAGAUGGUGUCUUAAGAAAAGGAACAAAAAGCCUUCUCUUCAAAGAGUUUGAUGCUCUAACUACACCUACUUCGGGCACAGAGCAAAAUGCAAUGCAUAUAAUUGAUGGCGGUUUUCUCUUACAUAAAGUUUUAUGGCAGAAGCCUGCCACGUUUAACCAAAUUUGCGACCAAUAUGUUAAUUAUGUUAAACAUGUUUAUGGUCAGGACUGUGUAAUUGUUUUUGAUGGAUACAAUUCAGAUAAUUUUUCAACAAAGGAUGCUUUGCAACAGAUCAGAUCACAACAUGCUUUAGAAAUAUCAGUAAAGUUGGAGAAUACAAUUGUUACACCACAAGAAGAAUUUUUACGAAAUAAUAAUAACAAACAGAAACUGAUAGAGCUUUUAAAGUUUAGAUUUGAAAAAACAGUCUUAAAGGUAAAAGUGGCUGAAAGUGACGCAGACUAUUUAAUCGUUAGAACUGCAGUAGAACUUUCAAGUUCUGGUAGACCAAUCGUAGUUGUAUCUGAGGAUACAGAUAUUGCCGUUCUGUUGAUUCAUCAUUCAGAAUAUGAUAAAAUGUUUUUACUUCGGCCAGGAAAAGCUGCUAAAGCUGAUAAAGCAACGAACAUAUCGGAGCUUCAAGAAAAACUAGGGCAUGUUAAACAGCACAUAUUGUUUCUUCAUGCUGUAUCAGGUUGUGAUACGACCUCGUUUAUAUUCAAAAAAAGCAAAAAACUCUGUUUACAGUGGUUAAAGAAAGACAUUUCUUUAUGCGAAAGACUUCAAAUAUUUUAUCAACAAAAUUCGGAUAAGAAUCAGUUAAUAGAAGCAGGUGUACAAUUCAUUACAAAGUUAUAUAGGCCCAAGAAAAGCAAAGAAGAUAUUGACACGUUAAGAUAUACUUUGUAUAAUAGAAUAACAUCUCGUCAAGGUCUGUCUGCAAACUUUAAUUUGGCAGCGCUUCCCCCAACCAAAGAUGCUGCUGUACAACAUGUUUUGAGAGUCUAUUAUCAGGUACAAGAGUGGAUAGGAUGCAAGUUGAAUCCAUUAGCCUAUGGUUGGCAACGAGAUAGAGAGGGGCAUCUGGUUCCUACAUCCGCAACAAAAGAAAUUGCUCCUCCUGACAUAUUGAAAAUGGUUUUCUGCAACUGCAAAGAAGCGUCAUGUGGCAAAUCAUGCUCCUGCAAAAAACUAGGGUUAAGAUGUUCCUCCAAGUGUGGCCAAUGCUUAGGAAUUGAUUGCUGCAAUUCCUGCAUCAUACCUGAAAAUGACGAGGACGAAAAUGAUGUUUUCAUAUGA